Molecule: messenger RNA, 426 nt
Organism: Diprion similis
Lineage: Eukaryota; Metazoa; Arthropoda; Insecta; Hymenoptera; Diprionidae
Exons: 3
Coding region: 18-389 (123 amino acids)
Source: RefSeq, a predicted model, not a curated record
CCAACUGCAAUUUCUCAAUGUACCCGGUGCCUCCGGAACCGAAGACCUUGCCAACAAGCAGCGCUGGAACACCGGAGGAGUCUUUCUCUCGCUUUUCAUCCCCGAACAUGUCUCUGUCAACGGGGGCACUGGACCUGCUUAAAAGACUCCUGGAACCCGAUCCCACCUCGAGACUCCGAAGCAUCAUGGGUCUCCAGCGGGUAUCCUUCUACAAAAACCGGGAUUUCAGAGGCUACACAUGCAGGAGCGUGUCGCCGUUAGAAUAUCUCCCGGCUACGAAGAAGCCUGCAGGAUCGACGCCCGCGGAUGCCUGUGGCAACGAUCACUGCAACAGUCAUACGUUCGACGGGUUCUCGGAUUCCGCGAUGCUUCCGGACGGCGGCGUCUAAUCUCGUCGACGGGGAGUAAAGAAGAAGAAAGAAAAAC